Colias croceus (clouded yellow) is the source of this 1549-nucleotide messenger RNA. RefSeq names its product PEST proteolytic signal-containing nuclear protein-like. The coding region runs from base 168 to 779 and encodes 203 amino acids. Lineage: Eukaryota; Metazoa; Arthropoda; Insecta; Lepidoptera; Pieridae. The record is from RefSeq and is a predicted model, not a curated record. Gene Ontology annotation, biological process: protein ubiquitination; proteasome-mediated ubiquitin-dependent protein catabolic process. Gene Ontology annotation, cellular component: nucleus. The transcript is spliced from 4 exons.
ACUCAAAAGAAAUAUGGCGAACUAAAAAAAAGCCAAGCUGAAAACUUGAUUUUACGAGCUCGUUUAUUACUUAUAUUUCACAAGUACCCAUUCAUAAUUCCCUUCCUUAAUAGAUGAAAAUAGUUUAUCAAAUAUUUUUUAAUGAUUGAUCAUUAUAAGGCACAAACAUGAGUGAGCGUUACCGAGAUUAUAAAGGGUCAUCUCGAUCGUCGCGUGAUGAUUCUAGGAGGUAUGCUGAGAGCUAUGGACGAAAGACGCGGUCCAGGUCGAGGUCUCCGACGCGAAGGCAUUCACGGAGCCCAUAUAGGAAGUCGCCAGAUAUUAGAAGUCGAGACAGAGAAACAUAUUAUGAAGAAAAACAAAAGCACUCACCUGAAUCAUGGGAUUCUGAUGAAGAAGUCCCAGCGCCGCCGCCUCCACCACGCAUUAGCAAAAUAUCUAUUGGAUUCACAAAGCCCAAGGCACCAAUUAAGAUGUCGCUAGGUGGGUCGUCAAAACCUGUACCAAUGGUUGUGCCUAAGCCGACAGUAGCAUCAGUUUUCAACACUGAUGAUGAUGAUGAGCCUGAAGAAAUGCCAGCUGAAGCUCGAAUGAGAAUGAGAAAUAUUGGCAGGGAGACGCCAACAUCCGCAGGACCAAAUUCCUUCGGUAAAACAAAACAAGGCUUCUGUGAUGCAAAAAAGGUGUUUGAGAAAAACCUCAAACAAGCCCUUGAAACGGCUGAAAAGCCAGACUUCACAAAGUUACCCAAAACUAUAUAUAAACUACAAGGGCCAUAAACAAUUUGAAUUUAUUAGUGUAGGCUUGUUUAUUAUUUAGGCAUGCUAAGUUUGCUGCAUGAAGAUUGUAGUAAUCUAUUUUUAUAUUUCAAUAAAUUUUUUGACAAGUAGAGAUCUAAUACAAUAAGAUCAAGCAAUGUAUUAUAACCCUUUUACUUCCAUGUAGUAGUAAUUGAAUAUUAUUUGUAAUAAAAUGCCAUUCUAUAUUAUAAUUAUGUCCAUUUUACAAGCAUGUUUUAUUCAAUAGAAAUCAAAGUAGGUACCAAUUUUAUUACAUGAUGCAAUCUGCCAGUUUAUAUUGUUUGUCUUCUAAAAUUAUUUUCUGUCCCUAGACAGAUUUAAUUAUGUUUUAUAACUAAUCAGGAAAUUUUUAAUCUUCAAUUAACAUGCAGUUAAAUUUUUUUACAAAAAUAUUCAAAAAUAGAUUUUUGCAAUACCUGGUUCUGUUCAAGACAAGACAAAUGGAAUACCUAUCAAUAAAUUUAAAAAAGAUAAAUAGCUCUCGAGAAAUUGAUAUUUUUAUAGUAACCACUCAGAAAAUUGUUGCAAUACCUAGAUGUUUUUGCAAAAUAGAGAAGACAGAGUGAAAAUGUGUUAACUAAUUCAAAUUCAAAUUUGAUUUGUGAUUCACAGGUUAUAAGGGUUAUGAACCUUAUGUAAAAAUGAAAAUAAUAAAAUGAAUAUCAAAAUGCUCUCAUGUUUUACUAAAUGGUACUCCAUUGUUUUGUAUAAUUCUGUACAUUGAAAUUAAAAAAUUUUAGCUGAAUUAA